This is a messenger RNA of Seminavis robusta, 3096 nucleotides long. Lineage: Eukaryota; Bacillariophyta; Bacillariophyceae; Naviculales; Naviculaceae. The record is from the annotation of a GenBank genome assembly.
AUGAAACCCUUUGAGCAACAGGGCGUAGAGGGUUUUCGGGGUGUCAGCAGAUCGAGGAUUCGGUCGAGACAACGCUGCCUUCAAGUGGCUCUGUUCGGUUUCUUGUGCACGGCGCUUCCCGCCUGUGCUGUGGCUCAGACAAGCACUGCUUCGUCCCCUCCAGAAUCGGUUGAUUUGGACUACCAGAACUGGAAACCAUGUGAGAAGACUUCACUACAAUUCGCAGAGACUCUUACGCCAGAAGACGACGUUCACCCCUGUAUUCUGUACGACAUCCAACCAUCAUUCGCAUGGAACAACAAUAGUGAGAACAUCUUUUCUACAAACAAUAAUGCAAGCGCUGUCCCAUUAUUUGUGGUGACUCUGGUUCAAGUGACUCCAGCUGCCUCCAAUUGCCAAAAUGGACGCGAUGGCGCCGUCAUUAGUGUGGAACGGAUGAAUGCUGAAAACGAGGCAAGGGGUCAAGCCAUUGGGUUCCAAGAAAAUUCGUUUGUACAGUUUCGAUUGGUCUCCAUUGUGGCAGGACAUUCCGAUUACAUCAGUGGGGACCAUUACAAGGCGCGGCAUGCAACGGUAUUGGAUGCUGCAUUGACAGCACUAAAGCCACAAUAUGUUAUUGGGACCUGCUCCUUUGCUUCCGAUGCAGAAGAUAAAGUUGUCUUGCGUCAUCAAAUCAUGUUACUGGCACAGGUGGGACCGCCAAGUUACUAUCAAACGAACAAUCCCUAUCUGUUUGGGUUUCAUCUCAACAGCGAUGGAUACCCAUUGGCAGCUGCACGAGCCCUCAGUUUUGAUGUCCAAGCCAGAGACGGAACCCUGGCCAAUCAACCCGUCAAAGUAUUGUACCGAAAGAAGUCCGAGUUUUUUCACUCAACUUGUCGCUCGGCCAUUGACUCCUUGAAGAAAUUUGGAUUUACCAACAUCUUGGAACUCUUGUAUGAUCAUGAUGAUGAUCACGACGGAGAUGGCAUCAAGAAUCAAUUUGACGUUCAUUUUCUGAAUGAUUUGGCGGACCAAGCGUGUCCUCGUCAAUCAAACAGCAGCAAUGCAGAACUUCCUCCCGCCAUUUUCGCAUGUUUCCAGACAGAACAAGACAUGGUGUUUCAACGAUGGAGGGAAAAUGGAUGUUGUCCAAUGUCCAUUUGGCUGACAGCAGCGACCUGGGGUUGGGCGGCAAAGAAUAUUGACCAGGUCCCCUAUAUCCAAGGCGGUGGACAGUGGCAUCAAGCCUUCACGUACAGCGAUAGGUUCUUCUCCUCUGGACAGGAGCUGUUGGAAUUUGGCCAGCAACGUUUCGAAUACUUUGGAUCCUAUGAUUUCGUUGUCAGUUAUUCAAUUCCCACGCUCUUUGCAGAACACCUCAAAAGUUCCUAUCGGGUGGCAGACAAUCCAGAUCCUGCAGUGGAUUUUCAAACAGCAGACGGAUAUGAAAAGCUGCGACGCGACAUGGUGAUAUUAACAACAAAUACUUUGUUUGGUCCUGUUGCGUUUGACAAGAACCAACGCAACAUAGGAAGAGCUGCUGCUGCGACGCAGUGGCUUCCCGAAUCAAACAGUGUCAACAACAGCUCGUACUACAAUGCAUUGGUAUCACCAGCCGACCAAGCAGAAGCUCUCAUCACAGUGCCAUCUCCUAGUGCGAAACCAUGUCCGCCGGGGCAGUUCUCGAAUGAAACGAUGGUGGUGAAUGGAACCUCCCUCCUUACCAGCAAAUGUUCUACGUGUCCCCAGGACACAAUCACUUUUGUUCAAAAUAAUGACCCGCAAUGUUCUCCGUGUCCAGAAGGCACCACAACGCAAGGGCAAGAAGGAGAAACAAAGUGUUACGCUCAGGACAUGAAUUUGAUUCCGCAACCCGUAUUGAAUUUCGGGGCGGUCAUUUCAUCUUCGACUAUCUUGGCUCUCAGCCAACAAGCGGGGUUCGACGACGACAUAUCUGCUGUCACAACAGCUUGUCGGAUCGCCCCAUUUCUUUAUUGCAUUGGUUGGCCUCUUCAAUACGGCUCUAUCGCCUCCAAAACGUUCAGAAUAUAUCGCCUUGUUCGAACCAGGAGAUAUCGACGGGCAAGAGUAUCUGCGUUUGACACCAGUUGGAUUGUGAUACUGGUACUGCUGUUGGACAUGAUCGUUGUCACUUGUUGGACUAUUGUGGAUCCGCUCGAGUAUCGACGGGAAGUUUCGGAUACAUCAUUGAGCGAGGAAGACGGUCUGCCACUGGUGACGAUUAGCAGUUACGGCUUUUGCGCCGCACCAAAGGAUUCGAGCAUCUGGCGUUUUGCUGCUCCAAUUGCGGCGAUCCAUCUUCUGCUCAUGAUCAUCACGAACUGGACGCUUUACACUGUCAAGGAUUUGGAGGACAGAUACCAGGAGCAAAAGUAUGUCGGGCUGAGCAGCGCCUUUGUCUUUGAAGUUCUAGUAAUUGGAUUGCCAGUUUUAUUGUCCCUUGAUGACAACCCAAGUGCUUCCUAUUUGGUGCUCAUAUUCAUCAUCUUCUUCAAUGAUGCGGGCAUUCUGUUAUUCAUUUUCGUCCCGAAAAUGCACUUCCAGCGAAUUGGGCUCACUCCAGGCGUAGGAGUUGCUGAAUCUCUUCGACGGAGCACACACGAGAAAGCAGUUGACCGGCAGAAGAUGUUGAAUUUCCAAAGAGAGAUGGAACCGAAUGUGUGCAUAAUUGAAAAUGGCAAUGACAACAAUGAUGGAAAUGUGAACGCGGACUCCGGCGACUCAUUCGCUGUGUGUAGCACCUCAGAGUGCUUUGGCCCACCUCUUCCCCCGGGAAGAAUGCGAGAAUCGACCGAGGUCAUGGAGUCAAGUGGCACUCAUGUGACCUUGAAGGAUUCUGCGAUAAUGUCCCGCUCCGAUCGCAGCAAUCGCACUGCUGAUGUCGAGGAAAAUAUCAUCAGUGACUGGGAUACGAAGCCUGUCCAAGACAUGAUGAAUCAGGAAGUCAAGUUGGCUCUGGAGCAGGAAAACGUGCAGCUGAAGGAGAAAAUAAGGAGGCUGGAAAUGGAACUGGAGGCCUUGUUGCCGAGGUCGAUGGAAAGCCGUGGUUCGUAUAGAACAUGUGAUGAAUUUGAAGAUAAAGUUGAGCCUUAG